This is a messenger RNA of Pomacea canaliculata, 2334 nucleotides long. RefSeq lists its product as uncharacterized. The record is from RefSeq and is a predicted model, not a curated record. NCBI's taxonomy places the organism in Eukaryota, Metazoa, Mollusca, Gastropoda, Architaenioglossa, Ampullariidae.
CACGUGACGCAGUGCUCACUCAACCAGUGAAAGAACACGCUAACCUGCUUGAGGUCAGCGGUGUCACCUGUCUCACAGCAAUCUGUGCCAAGAUCCGCUGAUUGAAUCAGGACCUGAACCUUCCCUCCUUCUGCCACUCCCCUCUUCUCAUUCAGAUCGAAGCAUAUGUUUGUUAGACAGGCGUCGGGCUCGUUGAGAUUUCGGCUGGAUACCGAGGGUUUAUUUUUUAAGUUUAUCAGACUAUCAACGGGAUGCAACUCUUCAGAGGAAAACUGUCUGCGUGGCUGUGACGUCCCUUGGAGGAGAUGGCUGUAAAGACUAUGAAGGAAAUCAAUAUUGGCAACCAUCUCCAUAAUUCUUCAGAAGAUGACUCGCUGGAGAACAUCAGCAACAGGCUGGAGGAGGUGCAGUCGAUGGUCAAACCCAAAGCCGAGUUCUCGACCCUGCUGAAGGAUUUGCCGUCGGAGCAGAAGGACCGUAUUCUUAAGCUGGCAUAUACAAACGCAGAUGUGUUUAAGCGGGAUAGAAGGAAGGACUGGAAGCCUCAAGACCGUCUUCUGUCUGCCAUCCGCACCGUGUUCUUAAUGACAUGUGCCUGUGUCAGCAGCCGCCGGUACUUCAACUCAGCUGACCCGGAAGCAGGGCCUGCUGUCAUGCGCAAACAACGAAAACUCCACGCAGAAGGAAGUCGUGGGAAAGGUGUUGGUAAAUAUAGUCUGAGCUCAGAGAUGCAGCUUGCCUUGACAACGCCACCAGAGUACAGGACUCACCAGCAUCUUAAAAGGGUCCAGUGGUUGCUACGAACAACAAAAGCGUUUCAGCAUCUGUUCCCUGAGGAGCUGGAGAAAGACGUGGCUAUGGUGGUAGGAUACGAGAGGUAUGAUGACAACAGGCACAUUGCAUACCAAGGCCGCGCUCCCGAACGGUUCUAUUACGUCUUGGCCGGCAGGGUUCAACAGCUCAAAGAGUACAAGCUCAGUCUGGGCUGCAUCAUCAAGCCAAUGGGCUUCAUGAACAAAAAUGCAACAUCAGACCCAGAGGAGCUGGAGCAUCAGUGGCUCCGCGAAUAUCAUCUGGUUGCCAAGGGAACCGUGGAAGUUCUUACCGUCCAUAGAGAUGACUUUAUUCGGCUGCAGCACACCGUUCAAGGGCCACCCAUUGAUUUCCUGUGGUCGAUCGAGCUGUUCAAGGAGUUCCCGUGUGAUCUGUUUCUUCAAAACCCGGAUGCCAUCGACUUCAAGUAUUAUGGGCAAAACCGUGUUGUGGCGAAGGAUAUCAACAAAACACCUUGGCUGUAUGUAGUUAAGUCGGGCUUUGUCAAAGUUGUGCGCGCGCAGCGUGUCAUCGACGUCCAGAACGAAAACAAGUUCGCGCUGCAGCCCACCGAGGAGCUGGGAUGUGGUCGCUCCUUCAGCCACGCGCAUGCUAUGCUGGAUUUACUGGCCAAGCAGCGCAGGAUGAAGACCGACACGGACAUCGUCCUGCCGGAGCUACACGUGUGUUGUAGUUGCUUGCGGCGACGGGGAGCUGAUGGCGGUGGAAGGAAAGGAGUGAGAAGAAAGUCUAGGAGCAUGCAGGAGAAACACAUAAAUUCCGAGUUUGCGGGCAGUGUGCCGGUCAUUACUGUAGAGGAGCACCACGACCAUGACAACAACACGGCGACGUCACCGUCACCGUCACUCAAAGCCAGCUCCACGUCUGUCCUGCCGCCCAUCAGCCUCAGCUUCCACGAGCCCAACAUCAGCAAGACCAACAGCUACAGCAACAAGACCCACGUGGUGCGCAGCGUGCCUGUGGGCGGGAGCAGGAGAGGGAGCACCAACAUCCUGGUCCCGCGCGGCACCUUCCUCACCCGGGAGAGGACGGAGGCAGGUUCGGGUGCAGGGGCAUCGCCUCUGCUUCUUCCAUCCGGGGUGGCGCUGGGCAAGAAGCCCAAGAAGGAGCCCAUCAUGCGGAGAGCUUACCUGCAGCUUGACCUCCUCCGACCCGGCGACGUCUUCGGCUUGGAGGAUAUAGCUGAGAAAUUCCGUUACCGAGAGGAUGAUGAAGAGGAGGGUCUGGAGCACUUCGACUCUCCGACAAACCCAGAUCAUCAAGGUCCACCCAUCAGCCUGGUGAGCGAUGGCGCGGAGCUGAUCAAGAUCAACAAGAGGUUUUUCAUGCAGCACGCGCAGAAUAACACCAUGUUGCGCGUGGAAACCAUGCAACGAUCCUACCUGUCAACCGAAGAAGCAAAACCUCUCUACGACAAAGAAACAUGGAGUCAAUACAAGAACAUCCUUAUGCAGCGUUUGAUCGCCAGCCUGUCCAGGUAGCACUAGGGUGUCCUCGUGC